AUGACGGUCACCUACACGGCCAGAGUGGCCAAUGCCCGAUUCUGUGGCUUCUCCAAGCUGCUGCUGGUCUGGAAAGGAAGCAUCUACAAGGUGCUGUACAAAGAGUUCCUGGCGUUCUCUGCCAUGUACGCGGCCAUCAGCAUCACUUACAGAUUUCUCCUCUACGAUGACCAGAAGAGAUAUUUUGAAAAACUGGCCAUUUAUUGCAACCACUACGCCAGUCUCAUCCCCAUGUCGUUUGUGCUGGGUUUCUAUGUGACCCUGGUGGUGAACCGGUGGUGGAGCCAGUACACCAGCAUCCCUCUGCCCGACAGGCUCAUGUGUGUCCUGUCGGGAGGCCUCCAGGGGAGCGACGAGCGCGGCCGCCUGCUGAGACGCACCAUGAUGCGCUACGCCAGCCUGUCGGCGCUGCUCAUCCUCCGCUCCGUCAGCACGGCCGUCUUCAAGCGUUUCCCCACCAUGGACCACGUGGUGGAGGCCGGAUUCAUGACGAGAGAGGAGAGGAAGAAGUUUGAGCGUCUUCACUCGCCUUACAACAAAUACUGGAUCCCCUGUGUCUGGUUCGUCAACCUGGCUGCUGUGGCUCGCUGUGAGGGCAGGAUCAAAGAUGACCAGACACUCAAGCUGCUGCUCGAGGAGCUGAACUCGUUCAGAGGGAAAUGCAGCAUGUUGUUUCAUUACGACAUGAUCAGUGUUCCACUGGUCUACACUCAGGUGGUGACGCUGGCCGUGUAUAGUUUUUUCCUGGCGUGUCUGAUCGGUCGUCAAUUCCUGGACCCGAGUCAAGCUUACUCAGGUCAUGACCUGGACCUCUACGUGCCCAUCUUUACCCUGCUCCAGUUCUUCUUCUAUGCAGGCUGGCUCAAGGUUGCAGAGCAGUUGAUCAACCCAUUUGGAGAAGAUGACGAUGACUUUGAGACAAACUGGCUCAUAGACAGAAAUUUCCAGGUGUCUAUGAUGGCCGUGGAUGAGAUGUACGGAGAUCUGCCGAUGAUGGAGAGAGACCGCUACUGGAAUGAUUCCAACCCUCGGCCGCCGUACACGGCCGCCACUCUCUUUGUCCUCCGCAAACCUUCCUUCCAGGGGUCAACGUUCGACAUGGCGAUCCCUAAAGAGGAGAUGCACUUCCAUCCUCUGGAGGAAAUUGCUGAGAACAUGGAGGAGUCGGGCAAUCGUCACCCCAACAUGGCUCUUUUUAACCGCCUCCUUAACGCGGCGCCAUCUCCCACCAGCCUCAUGGGAGGAGCUCUCCGCCGCACUUCGGCCCAGCUCCAGAGGCUACACCACUUCCCCAGCAUUGACCAAUGCACCAGCGAUGAUGAUGAUGACGAUGAAAGCUGUAAGAUAGGCAAAGGGGGUUCUCUGCCAUCAGGGCUGGGCCAGGACACUCAGAGCACCGUUUGCAGUUUCAGGGAGGAGAAGAGCUCCAAAACACCUCUGGUGGAGAUUCAUUUUGGAGCAGAGCAGGAGAGGAGCGGGGGGCGUCUCGCUGGCAACGACAAAAAACAGGAGGGGAUGAGUGAUGGAGAGUGUUGGAUGACGGAGGAAGGAGGGGAAGCAGAAUGCACAUGGUUAGAGACCAAAGCUCCAGUGUCAGUGUCACUCCUUCCUCCUCCACCCAUGUCCUCCUCAAAGGUGUCCAGUCGACCAGGCUCCUCGACUCCCAUCACCUCCCGUAAAACCUCUGGCUUCCUGUUUCACCCAGCUGUCCACUCCAGUCUGGAGCACUGCAGCUCUCAGCCCGCUAUCAACCACAGCAGAGCCACGCCCAUCGUUCCCAAACCUCCACUGGGUGGAAACAAAAUGUCCUUCCUCGCGGUGCCGACUUAUGACGAACCUCAGCGUUUUCGGAGCGUGAGCAUGGGGUCGGAACUCACCGGAUCUUAG
This is a messenger RNA of Solea senegalensis (Senegalese sole), 1887 nucleotides long. RefSeq names its product bestrophin-2-like. Gene Ontology annotation, molecular function: chloride channel activity. The transcript is spliced from 9 exons. Lineage: Eukaryota; Metazoa; Chordata; Actinopteri; Pleuronectiformes; Soleidae. Bases 1 to 1887 code for a protein of 628 amino acids. The record is from RefSeq and is a predicted model, not a curated record.